AUGUCUGGCGACACAUUUUCGAGAGCGGGUGAGGCUUUUGUGCAAUGGUUUCUCAGCGAUCCUCAAGCCAAUAUAAGCCCCAAGAUUUCACUCACGGGUUUUAGAGACAGAAGUACUGCAAGAGGAAUAGUUGCCAAAGAAAACAUUGAAGGAGAUGCCGAGCUUUUCACCGUUCCACGCUCGAGCAUCCUUUGUGUCGAGAACUCAGAUCUUCGCCAGAAGUCACCUAGCGUAUUUGAGGAGACUGACAACUGGUCUUCGCUCAUUCUUGUCAUGCUAUACGAGUUUCUUCGGGGAGAUCGUUCUCCCUGGAAGCUUUACUUUGACGUCCUUCCGGACAAGUUCGACAGCUUGAUGUUUUGGUCAGAAAACGAGUUGGCCGAGCUGCAAGGAAGCGCUGUAAUACAUAAAAUCGGGAAAACGCAAGCGGAUGAAAUGUUCAGGAGCAAAAUUUUACCGAUAAUCCAAUCUCGUCCAGAAAUCUUCGAGAUCAGUACCUCAACCACGGGCCACUCAGAAGAAAGUAUCUUGGCGUUGGCUCAUCGAAUGGGCUCAACAAUUAUGGCAUACGCGUUCGAUCUUGAAAAGGAUGAAGCAGAGCAAGAAGGGGACGAAGACGGGUUCCUGUCAGAAGAGGAAGACGAGGAAUUGCCGAAAGGCCUUAUUCCUGUGGCUGACAUGCUGAAUGCCGACCCCGAGAACUAUAACGCACAACUUUUCUACGGCAAAGACACAUUGACCAUGAAAGCGCUAAAGCCUAUAAGCAAGGGCGAAGAAAUCUUGGUCGAUAAUGGACCACUUCCACGCUCGGAUCUCCUGAGGCGAUACGGCUACAUUACUGACAGUCACGCCAAGUAUGACGUUGUAGAAGUGGCUUUGGAUAUGGUCGCUGCCAUCGCUGCGACCGAGGCCGGCCUCUCUGACGAAGAUCGAACGCAUCGGUUGCAAUACUUUGAAGAGCAAGAUUUUCUAGACGAUGGCUACGAUAUUUCCUACCCUGACGAAGUGUCGCCUGCCUUUGCCCCUGAGCUUCUUGGACUGAUCAAUGGGCUCCUUCUCCCUCCUGAACGUUUUAACGCAAUGCGUUCACGCGAAUCGUUGCCCAAAGAAAAAAUGACUUCCGCUGUUGCAAACGUGCUCUCUUCUAUUAUUGAACGGCGGCAAAGUGAUUACGGCACCAGCAUCGAAGAAGAUGAAACCCUUUUACAGAGUCAGGUGACGGAGUCUCGAUUAAAAAUGGCCAUCGAAGUUCGACUCGGUGAAAAAAAAGUCAUGGAAACAGCACUAAAAGCUCUGAGGCAGUUCUCUGCGGGCUGUGAGCAUCCUAACCCAUCUUCUGGGGGGAAACGUGCUGCCCAUGGAGAUGAUUUGGCUACUCCAAAAAAGUCGAGACCUCUUUAA
This is a messenger RNA of Xylona heveae TC161, 1401 nucleotides long. RefSeq names its product SET domain-containing protein. The coding region runs from base 1 to 1401 and encodes 466 amino acids. The transcript has 4 exons. The record is from RefSeq and is a predicted model, not a curated record. Gene Ontology annotation, molecular function: protein-lysine N-methyltransferase activity; protein binding. Gene Ontology annotation, cellular component: nucleus. Gene Ontology annotation, biological process: peptidyl-lysine monomethylation. NCBI's taxonomy places the organism in Eukaryota, Fungi, Ascomycota, Xylonomycetes, Xylonales, Xylonaceae.